UGUUUCCCUUAGGUAUGGAAACUCUAUAAAGAGAAAGUCGGCUUCCCUUCUCUCCAGCAGUCAGCAACAAGAGUCCCAUCCGUGACACUUUGGCCUCCACACCAUUGCAAAGAAGGGAAACGGCUGUACUGAGGCUGUCCCUGGAAGCCAUGCAGCAGCCCUUGAAUUACCCAUACCCACAAAUCUACUGGGUGGACAGCAGUACGAGCUCUCCCUGGGCUCCUCCAGAGUCCAUUUUCCCAUGUCCAUCUUCUAUGCCUGCAAGGACUGGUCAAAGGAGGCCACCACCACCACCACCGCCACCACUACUGCCUCCACCAUUACCACGGCUGCCCCCACUGCCUCCACUGCCACCACCACCCCUAAAGAAGAGGAGGGAACACAACUCAGGCUUAUGGCUCCUGAUGAUGUUUUUCAUGGUUCUCGUGGCCCUGGUUGGAUUGGGGAUGGGGAUGUAUCAGCUCUUCUAUCUACAGAAGGAGCUGGCAGAACUGCGUGAGUCUGUCAGCCAAAGGCAUACAGAAUCAUCUUUGGAGAAGCAAAUGGGCCACCCCAGCCCACCCUCUGAAAAUAAGGAACCGAGGAAAGCUGCCCAUUUAACAGGCAAACCCAACUCAAAAUCCAUUCCCCUGGAAUGGGAAGACACCUAUGGACUUUCCUUGGUUUCUGGAGUGAAGUAUAUGAAGGGCAGCCUUGCAAUCAAUGACACUGGGCUAUACUUUGUAUAUUCCAAAGUAUACUUCCGGGGCCAAUCCUGUAAUAAUCAGCCCCUGAGCCACAAGGUCUACACAAGGAACUCUAACUACCUCCAGGAUCUAGUACUGAUGGAGGGAAAGAUGAUGAACUACUGCACCACUGGCCAGAUGUGGGCCCGAAGCAGCUACCUGGGGGCAGUGUUCAGUCUCACCACUGCUGACCAUUUAUAUGUCAAUGUAUCUGAACUCUCUCUGGUCAAUUUUGAGGAAUCUAAGACAUAUUUUGGCUUAUAUAAGCUCUAAGGAAAGCACUUUAGGAUUGUCUCCAUUAUGAUUCCUUGUUGUACGCACUGGUAAUAGUGUCUUGAAUGUCUUCUUGAACCUGGUUGAGGUCCAGUGAGAAGAAUAUGAACCAUGAAGACAUUGAGACCACAAGAUCCAGUAGGUCUAUAGUGCUCCAUUUUGCCUGAGGUUUAUGAGCUGAACAAGAGGAGGAAUAUUCCUGAAGAAUGGAAGCUCUGAGAUGCUGUGAAAAGAUGUGGAGGCAUGGAGAAGCAACUCUCCUGGGUUCUAGACACAUCUCAAAUGCCUGUUGGCAUUUGCACACAUGUGACAAGAUAUCUUUUAAUUCACUGGCUUAGGGCGGGUCUACUUGCUACCUCAGAGGGUACUAUCCUUCAAAUACAUGGUUGAGACAUGGAAGUAUAAGUAUGGAAAAGGAAGACUAGGCUUCAAUGAUAAGCUAAAGAGACUGAAGGAGGUCAGUGUCCUUUGGCGCCAUUUUUACUUCCAAGUGUAUAUGCUGGGCCACCAAGUGAUAGUGAAAGAACAGCAUGAAGGAUCUUUGGGGAACUCAAGUCCAUUUUCUACACAUAAUAUAUAUUUCCAGUGCAAUUUGUAUGCGUGUGUGUGGUGUGUGUGUGUAUGUGUGUGUGUGAGAGAGAAAGAGAGACCCUGAAGAGUUAACUGAAGUAGAGAGAAUGUAGAGACUGUGAAGCACGCAAUAGGUCAAAUAUGUUGGAGUGGUGGUAGAUCUUGAAUUCUUCUUGAUAAUCAACUCUACUAGUCCACAAAACUCUUUGAAUGGUCAGUGACCUUUCCUUUAGAGAUAUUUAUAUAAAUUUUCUGUAUUUUCAUGAAGA
Messenger RNA from Perognathus longimembris pacificus (Pacific pocket mouse), 1837 nucleotides. It is a transcript of the gene Faslg, whose product is annotated as Fas ligand. Lineage: Eukaryota; Metazoa; Chordata; Mammalia; Rodentia; Heteromyidae. Gene Ontology annotation, cellular component: membrane. The transcript is spliced from 4 exons. Gene Ontology annotation, molecular function: tumor necrosis factor receptor binding. The record is from RefSeq and is a predicted model, not a curated record. Gene Ontology annotation, biological process: positive regulation of canonical NF-kappaB signal transduction; apoptotic process; extrinsic apoptotic signaling pathway via death domain receptors. The coding region runs from base 150 to 998 and encodes 282 amino acids.